Molecule: messenger RNA, 6974 nt
Organism: Gadus morhua (Atlantic cod)
Lineage: Eukaryota; Metazoa; Chordata; Actinopteri; Gadiformes; Gadidae
Gene: nrxn2b
Product: neurexin 2b
Source: RefSeq, a predicted model, not a curated record
GUAUAGUUCAGUCGGGUGUGGAGUCAAGUAUGACCGCUUAGUUAGCUCAGUUAUCACCGAUUGUAAGCUGCACGCUUUUUUCGUUCGGAAGAACUAAUCGGUUUCUCGGAGUCUCGCGGAGGUGGAAAAAGGCGGGGCGUGUCACAGUGUCAGCGGCCCUCCUUGCACGGUCCUGCUCGGCGCGUGCUGCUGCUGCUGUAGCGUCUGCUCCGCGAGACCGCAGGUGGAACGUGUUCGCUCGUGACGUUCACAUCUGCUCGCGCUGGAUAACGGACCCUAUUACCCCCAGAAGAGCGAGGCAUUUCCAGGGAUAUUUACCACGCGAGUCUUGGAGAAUUAUUCAUAGGGAUUCCGCGAGAACACAAACACCCAGGAUGAGGGAGCCCAGGAACCCGUGCAAGGAUCGGGUCUGACGAUUCGGAGAGGACGGCCGAUAAACAUGAGAGCACGUCGCUGUAACCCUCUGCCCUAUUCGUCCUCGACAUCCCCCCUCUGCCUUCCUGCGAACUCUCACUGAUCCCCGCGUUCCCAAAGGAAGAAUAUCGGAUAACUGAGAAAAGAAACUGCAAACAAACCCAGGAGGUUUUUUUCCACCAGCGUUGGAAUUCAAGAAACUAGGAUUCUAUUUUCGGCUCGAGUUUGCCGGCUUUGCCUAAAUUAGCUCAUCCCUUGCUCCCGUCGCCCCCCCCCCCUCUCUCUUUUCCAUCUCUUUCUCUCCCUCUCUACCCCUUCUUCCUCUCCACACUCAUUGAAACUCCCGUAGGCCUCGACCAAUGGAGAGACAGAGGAGAGAGUCAGGAUAAGGAAGAGAAAUAGAGCUUUGAAAAGAAAAACUGCUGAUUGGUUAGAAAUUGGAAAUUGGAAUCUUCGAAAUAGCGAGGAACAUUUUGGCCCAGUAACCUUUCCAAUUUCACUUUGGUAUUAAAUACCAACUUUUUCAAACGCCACUCUAGACACUCCCAAACUCAAUUAACAAAUUUAUCGGGCCGCUUUUUACCUCGAAUUGGGAGCUCUUGACGGCGGCAGUUCUCAAACACACACACCAGCCCCGAGGGGGACGCUGAGCAUGACGAGGGCUGUGCCGUCCCUGCGCUGGCCCCUGUGGCCCCUGGCCCUGCUCCACCUGCUCACCGCGGUGAGCACGCUGGAGUUCGGCGGCGCGCCGGGCCAGUGGGCGCGCUACAGCCGCUGGGAGGCGGGCUCCGUCGGCGAGCUGAGCUUCAGCCUGAAGACCAACAUCAGCAAGGCGCUGGUGCUCUACCUGGACGACGGCGGCAACUGCGACUUCAUGGAGCUGCUGGUGGCCGGCGGGCGACUCCACCUGCGCUUCGCCAUCCACUGCGCCGAGCCCGCCUCCCUGCACAUGGAGACCCCCGUGGACGACGACCGCUGGCACAUGGUGCUGCUCACGCGCAACUUCCGCGAGACCCUGCUGAUGGUGGACGGCGAGACCAAGGUGGCGGAGGUGAAGUCCAAGCGGAAGGAGAUGGCGGUGGUCAGCGACCUGUUUGUGGGCGGCAUCCCGCCCGACGUGCGCCUCUCGGCCCUCACGUCCAGCACGGUCAAGUACGAGCCCCCGUUCCUGGGCCUCAUCUCCAACCUGAAGGUGGGCGAGAUGCCCCCGGCGCUGCUCAACAGCAUGGGCAUCCAGAGCGACCUGGAGUACAUGUGCACCAAGCAGAACCCCUGCCUCAACGGGGGCUUCUGCUCCAUCCAGUACGGCGAGGUGCACUGCGACUGCACCCAGACGCGCUACAAAGGGAAAUACUGCAAGGAAGCAGAGGAGUAUGCUGUUGAAGGAGACUCAUCGCAAGUUGGCAAGGAGGAGUCGGUGGCCACCUUCAAGGGCAACGAGUUCUUCUGCUACGACCUGUCCCUGACGCCCAUCCAGAGCAGCACGGACGAGAUCACGCUCUCCUUCCGCACACAGCAGCGCAACGGCCUCAUGCUGCACACGGGCAAGUCGGCCGACUACGUCAACCUGUCGCUGAAGAGCGGCGCCGUGUGGCUGGUCAUCAAUCUGGGCUCCGGGGCCUUCGAGGCGCUGGUGGAGCCCGUCAACGGCAAGUUCAACGACAACGCCUGGCACGACGUGCGCGUCACUCGGAACCUGCGCCAGCACGCAGGCAUCGGACACGCUAUGGUGACCAUUUCGGUGGAUGGUAUACUGACCACCACCGGCUACACCCAGGAGGACUACACCAUGCUGGGCUCCGAUGACUUCUUCUACAUCGGGGGGAGCCCCAACACGGCCGACUUGCCUGGGUCCCCCGUCAGCAACAACUUCAUGGGCUGCCUCAAGGAUGUGGUGUACAAAAACAACGACUUCAAGCUGGAGCUGUCCCGCCUGGCCAUCGACCGCGACCCCAAGAUCACGCUGAACGGCGACCUGGUGUUCCGCUGCGAGGACGUGGCCGCCCUGGACCCCAUCACCUUCGAGACCCCCGAGUCGUUCGUGGCGCUGCCCAAGUGGAACACCAAGAAGACGGGCUCAAUCUCCUUCGACUUCCGCACCACCGAGCCCAGCGGCCUGCUGCUCUUCAGCCACGGGCGGCCCCAGGGUCCCAAGGAGCAGAAGCCGGGCCGGGAGCUGAAGACGGACUACUUUGCCAUGGAGCUGCUGGACGGGUACUUGUACCUGCUCAUAGACAUGGGCUCCGGCAAGACCAAGCUGAAGACCAGCAACAAGAAGGUCAACGACGGGGAGUGGUGCCACGUCGACUUCCAGCGGGAGGGCCGGAAAGGCUCCAUCUCGGUCAACAGCCGCAGCCUCCCCUUCAGCUCCCCCGAGGGCAGUGAGAUCCUGGACCUGGACGGGGACAUGUACCUGGGCGGCCUGCCCGAGACGCGCGCCGAGCUGGUGCUGCCCCCGGAGGUGUGGACGGCCCUGCUCAACCUUGGCUACGUGGGCUGCGUGCGGGACCUCUUCAUCGACGGCAAGAGCCGGGACGUGCGGCGGCUGGCCGAGAUCCAGAGCGCCAUGGGCGUGAGCAGCUUCUGCACCCGGGAGCAGCAGAAGCGCUGCGGUCCCUGCGGGAACGCCGGAGGACACUGCAAGGAGGGCUGGAACCGCUACAUCUGCGACUGCACCGGCACCGGGUACCUGGGGGGAAACUGUGAGAUAGAGGCCACGGUGCUGAGCUACGAUGGCAGCAUGUACCUGAAGGUCAUCACCCCGCUGGCGCUGCAUACGGAGGCGGAGGACGUGGCGCUGCGCUUCAUGUCCCAGCGCGCCUACGGCCUCCUCAUGGCCACCACGUCCCGCGAGUCCGCCGACACCCUGCGCCUGGAGCUGGACGGCGGCCGCGUCAAGCUCACCGUCAACCUGGAUUGUAUCAGGAUAGACUGUAACCUCAGCAAGGGGCCGGAGACGCUGUUCGCAGGACAGAAGCUCAACGACAACGAGUGGCACGCCGUCAAGGUGGUGCGGAGGGGCAAGAACCUCCAGCUGUCAGUGGACAACGUCACAGUGGAAGGCCAGAUGACGGGCGCCCACACCCGCCUGGAGUUCCACAACAUCGAGACGGGCAUCAUGACCGAGCGCCGCUUCAUCUCCGUGGUGCCGUCCAACUUCAUCGGCCACCUGCAGGGCCUCACCUUCAACGGGGUGCCCUACCUCGACCAGUGCAAGAACGGUGACAUCUCCUACUGCGAGCUCAACGCCCGCUUCGGCAUGCGCCACAUCAUCGCUGACCCCGUGACCUUUCGGACCAAGGGCAGCUACCUGGCGCUGGCCACGCUGCAGGCCUACGCCUCCAUGCACCUCUUCUUCCAGUUCAAGACCACCACGCCCGACGGCCUCAUGCUCUUCAACUCAGGCGACGGCAGCGACUUCAUCGUGGUGGAGCUCGUCAAGGGCUACGUCCACUACGUGUUCGACCUGGGCAACGGGCCGUCGCUGAUGAAGGGCAACUCGGACAAGCCACUGAACGACAACCAGUGGCACAACGUGGUGGUGUCCCGGGACGCCGGCAACGUGCACACGCUCAAGAUUGACUCGCGCACCGUGACACAGCACUCCAAUGGAGCACGGAACCUGGACCUCAAAGGGGAGCUGUAUAUCGGUGGAGUGAUCAAGACCAUGUACGGCAACCUGCCCAAGCUGAUCGCGUCCCGGGACGGCUACCAGGGCUGCCUGGCCUCGGUGGACCUCAACGGGAGACUGCCCGACCUGAUGGCGGACGCCCUCCACAGCGUGGGACAAGUGGAGCGAGGCUGCGACGGACCCAGCACCACCUUACGGAGGAGUCCUGCUACAAACCAGGGCGUGUGGCUCCAACAGUGGGAGGGCUUCAGCUGCGACUGCACCAGGACGUCCUAUGGAGGCUCCUUCUGCAGCGACCCUGGGACGACCUACAUCUUCGGUCGUGGCGGAGCCCUCAUCACCUACACCUGGCCCCCCAACGACCGGCCGAGCACGCGGGCCGACCGGCUGGCCGUGGGCUUCAGCACGCAGCUGAAGGAGGCCGUACUGGUCAGGGUAGAGAGCGCCAAGGGACUGGGAGACUACCUGGAGCUCCACAUAGAGCGGGGGAAGGUCGGCGUGAUCUUCAAUGUGGGCACGGACGACAUCGCCAUCGAGGAGAGCGCGGUCGCCGUGAGCGACGGAAAGUACCACGUGGUGCGCUUCACGCGCAGCGGGGGCAACGCCACGCUACAGGUGGACAACCAGCCCGUCAUCGAGCGCUUCCCCUCAGGCCGACAGUUGACCAUCUUCAACAGCCAGGCGUUCAUCAAGAUCGGGGGUGGCAGCGGCGGCGAGAAGGGCCGCCACUUCCAGGGCCAGAUCUCGGGGCUGUACUACAACGGCCUGCAGGUGCUGAAGCUGGCGGCCGAGGGCGAUGCCAACGUGCAGUCGCAGGGCAACCUGCGGCUGGUGGGCGACGUGCCCUCGGUGCUCACCACCGACACCACCGCGUCGUCCACCACGCCUGCGCUGGCCGACAUGUCCACCACCAUCAUGGAGACCACCACCACCAUGGCCACCACCACCACGCGCAAGCAGCGCUCGCCCACCAUGAGAGACAGUGUCACGCAGAACACAGAUGACCUACUGGUUGCGUCGGCCGAGUGUCCCAGCGACGAUGAGGACCUAGAGGAGUGUGAACCCGGAAACGGAGGUGAAUUAGUGUUGCCCAUAAUUACCGUGGACUCCCUAGACCCCCCGUCCAUCGCGACGCGCUACCCGGUAGUCCCCCCGCCCCCGACCACGUAUCGCCCCUUCCUCACCCUGCUCGAGACCACCAAAGAGACCCUGUCCCUGCCCAACCACGUCCCCGCGCGGGCCCCCUGCCCCCUGGACCACGAGGACUGCGAGGAGCCCAUCGAGGUGUCGGCGUACGGCUCGGGCGAGAUGACCGAGUCGGACGACGAGGACUAUUUCAAAAACUCGCCGCUCGUCACCGACCGGACGGUCCUCCCCCCGCCGCCCGCCGCCCAGAACCCCCGCGACCGCCACUCCUCCCGCGUCCCCGACCCCCACCGCCCGCCCCUCCCCUCCACCCCCACCGCUGACCCCGACCACCUCGGCCCGCGGCCCAAGCCCCCCAACGCCAACCCCGGCGGCAACGCCAACAUCCCCGCCGGGAAGAUGAACACCCGGGACCAGGUGCUGCUGCCCCCGCCGCCGCCGGCCCACCCGUCCUCCUCCGACCCGGGUCAGCGGCGCCACCCCGCCGGAGGGGUGACCCACCCGCCUAACUUCCCCCAUGUGCCCACCGCAGAUCCCACGUCCCCCGAGCGGGGCCUGCCCGGGGCCGUGGAGGUGCAGCAGUCCAGCAGCACCACCGGCAUGGUGGUGGGCAUCGUGGCGGCCGCCGCCCUCUGCAUCCUCAUCCUGCUCUACGCCAUGUACAAGUACCGCAACCGCGACGAGGGCUCCUACCAGGUGGACCAGAGCCGCAACUACAUCAGCAACUCGGCCGCCACGCAGAGCAGCAACGGCACGCUGGUGAAGGAGAAGCAGGCGGGCGCCGCCAAGACGGUCACCAAGAACAAGAAGAACAAGGACAAGGAGUACUACGUCUGAGGGAGCCAGGAGCCGGAGGGGGAGCGCCUAGACAGCGAAGCCUGAACCGCGGGGCCGGGGCACUUCUUCUAAAGAGGAGCGAGAGAGAGGGAGAGAGAGAGAGAGAGAGAGAGAGAGAGAGAGAGAGAGAGAGAGAGAUGGAGGCAGAGAGGAUGAGACAUGGUGUCUUUUCUUUUGACACGUUAAAAGUGUCGAUUGCCAUCGUAGAAAUUGAGGUUCUAGGAAUACUUUACUUAUUUGUCGCACUCAUUAGCUCCCAAAUUGGUAUAUACAGUACACUGUGUAUCGGUGGCUUGGACUGAUUUUAGUGUUUAUGGCUUGUCCAGUGUGUUUAUGUGUGUGUUUGUAAGAGAGAGGCUGCCACCUCUAGCACCACACGAAACCAACACACACAAACACCAACAAACACACACAAACACAAGCACACACCCACACAAACACACACACAUACACACACCAACACACACACACACACACACACACACAGACACACACACACACACACACACACACACACACACACACACACACACACAGUGCCAAGAAGGACACAACUAAAAUGUCUUGUUUAUCUCACGCCAGGUGAGUCUUUUGUAAAUUGCCAUGGGGAGAAAAAGACUGCCAGUAUUUGAGUGAAGGUCCAUACAUCCUCAAGGCCAUUGUAAAAAACAACACAACCUCAAUCAGUAUGAGAAUAGAUAAGGUUCAAGUAAAGACAUUUCAGUUCAAGUGAAGAAUAGCAGUGACACACGCCUGUGAAAUUUGAAUUCUGACAAAGAAAAAAAAACAGUGUCAAAGCCACUGGCCUUCUCCCUCUGUAAGUAUUAAGAAGUCUCCUAGUGUCCUCUCUUGAUCUCUCGCUGUCCCUCACGUCUCCUUCUCUCUCUCUCUCUCUCUCUCUCUCUCUCUCUCUCUCUCUCUCUCUCUCUCUCUCUCUCUCUCUCUC